AUGGCAAGCCCGGGCGGCCGGACGCGCUCCCGAUCGUGGCUGCUGGCCUGUGGCCUGGGUGGCAGUCUGGCGUUUCUGCGUGGGCCGAGAGGAGUCGCCCUUCGAGCAAGAGCACGCCAAGAUGAAGCCCCUGUUCUUCAGCAUUUUAUCGCGGACUCUCCGCUCUUGCGAGGAACCAAAGUUGGGGGAGACGAUGCGCCAACUGUCUUUCUGGUGGCCCCGCCAUCAGAGCAGCUGACGAAAUACGUGCUUGAAGAUCCUGCAGGUCCUUUCAAAGGGACACUCGAGUGGCCAGAGAGGCUCUUCGAUGACGUGGAUGGCAAGAACGAGCCUGAUGUAGCAGAUCAUGCUCCAGGUUCGUGGAAGAAGUGGAGCUUUCAAUUUUCGAAGCGGGAGCCAUUUAUGCUCAAGGCAGAUUGGCACAGUGUGCACGGCUGGGGUCAGGAGUUCGACAUCUUCGUCCCGCGCAAGAAUGCUGUUGUGCCAGUGCCACAAGCCCCUCCCCGUGUGCUGGCACUGAUUGAGGCUUUCCGCAAAGUGAACAGUGUCUGCUGGCAGCAGAUCACUUCUGGUUUACAGGAGCUACAGGAGCAGAAGCCUGAUGAUAUUCUCAGGUGUCGCCUGCUCAAGAUGCUGAUAGAGGAGUUCCAGGAACGUGGCUUCUUUGGAGCAAUUGAAGCGCAGGCAGGCCCAGCCCGGCGGAAGGAGAUGCACUGGCAUCGCGAUGGUGCUACGGGGCUCCUUCAUCUGGGGAUUACUUUGAGUGGGCGCCGCCGACUCCAACUCAGAGCUCGGAGCGAAGAUGAUUCCUGGACACAAGAGUUGUGGAUGGACGCAGGUCAUGUCUAUCUUUCCUCGCCGUUCCUCUUUGAUCACAGCAUCACUUAUGCCGCGGAAAGCAGCGACAGUGGUCCCACGCUGGCACUGAUGUGUCGCUUCGGCUUUCUGGAUGAGGAGGAUGCGCUGUGGGUGAACCACUUCCGUGGCCGGGACAUGCUUGAAGUCGUUGAGCUCAUCAGCGGCUGCCUGCGAAAUGCCACCGACGCCGAAGAACUCCGAAUGCCAACCCUAUCGGAGGUGAGCGCCAUGGAGAAACAGCUCGCCACAUGA
Molecule: messenger RNA, 1110 nt
Organism: Symbiodinium necroappetens
Lineage: Eukaryota; Dinophyceae; Suessiales; Symbiodiniaceae
Source: the annotation of a GenBank genome assembly